UGGCACUGGCUCUCCUGGCUCCCACGGUGCCACCUCGAGCAUCUCAGUGCCACAUGCCAGUUGCCCUCCUUGGUGCACGCCGCGCGGUCGGGCUCGAGGACCCAACGCCGCGCCGCCUCCCGCACUGCCGCCAGCUCAGCGCACUCUCGGCGCAGUGGACAGAGCGAACGCCCACGCAGCCACGCCGUGAGCGCGCAUCGCCCGAGGGCGUGAUUCAGCGUUUGCGAGAUGAGUGACGAGUGACAUCGAACACGCGAGCGGAGACACCAUGCGUGUGCGUGUUGUUCGUGCGGCGACCAGACUCCCAGAGAGCGUGCGUGCAGCGGCGGCGGCCACAGACUGCGUCUUCAUGCCGGCAUUUCACAGGGCGACGCAAGCUAGCCGCCGUUGAGAGACUGGCUGGCGUUGCAAGUGACAGCGUGCGUGCGUGUAUCUGUUCACCCGCAUUCCUCCAUUGCAAGCACAUACAUCUUUCUGCCUGGAGAGUGACUGCUCUUGACAAAAGUGAGUUUAAACAAUAAGUACAAAAAAAAAAGAAACAUCACAUCUGGUGCUAGAUAACGAAGAAAAAAAUCCACGCUCUUGCAACUUGGCUUAAUGUUAUUCCCAUCACCGUUUGCAACUUUUCAACACGACACUUUGGUUCUUGAGACGUGACUGGCCGUAAAGCAAGGGCGAAGAUUAAGAAGAGAGAGAGGAAUGCAUGAGACAAGAAAGAGAAGCAAAACAUGAUGUCUUCGAGAAACAUGGACAAGAAAUUCGUCUUCUUCUUGUGUCUUCUCUGGCAUGUGGAUCAAGGAACCCCCAUGGCGAUUAACGAGAUCACCGUGCUAGAAGGGCACUCGGCUGACCUCCCCUGCGUGACGACCCCGCGCGACUACCCCGCGAAGACUCCGGACGACCCCAACGCACGACCGAAGCUUAUUCUCUGGUAUAAGGAGGGCAUUAAGAAGACGCUGUAUAGCUACGACGGUCGCACCCCGGGGAACGAGCGCCACUGGUCCCCCCGCCGUGGUCUCGGGGGCGCCCUCAACCUCACUCUCCCGGCCACGCCCUUCGCACGCCCGCAACUCGCCUUCCUCAACAUCGCCCACGUCCACGAAACGGACGCGGGCCUCUACAGGUGCCGCGUGGACUUCCGAAAAGGGAGGUCCGUCAACACCCACACCCGCCUGGAGGUCGUAGCACCGCCCACCGCUCCUGUGGUCGAGGUGUGGGCGGCCGGGCGGAAGCUGCACACCACCAAUGACUCUCCUGCAGCCGUCGUGGAAGUCGACACCGAGUUGACACUCCGUUGUUCUGCGUCAGGAGGGCGCCCUUCGCCGACCGUAACCUGGUGGCGCGGAGGGCAGAAGCUCCUUGGCAGCAUAGACAAAGGAGAGGACGGCCUCAUCACCAACUCUGUGGCAGUGAGAGUUAGGCCGGAGGAUGCCCAGGUGCCCAUCGUGUGCCAGGCGUCCAACACGCACCUCGUUCCGCCCCUGAGAAGACCUGUCAUGAUCCAAGUCAUGUCCCCGCCUCAGUACGUACGUAUCUUCGGCGCGGACCAGGUCAUGUCGGCCGGAGACACGUACACCGUCGAGUGCAAGAGCGUGGGAGCGCAGCCGCCGCCCGUGCUUUCCUGGUCCGUCGCCGGCGAAGCGCCUGGGCGUGCGCAGUCGUCGACAGAUUCCGAGGGCGUGACUGUCAGCCGCCUAAGGUACAACGGGGGCGUCCUCUCCACCCACGCCCUCCCGUCGUCCUGGUCCAUGGCAGAUUCUGUGCCUCUGCAAAUUAUGUACAAGCCCGAGGUGCAGCUCGAGCUCCAGAGGAUCACCCUCAGCGGCUCCUCCUCCCCGCCCGCCUCCUCGAGCUCCGAGGACGACCAGCACGACCGGCCCAGAGUCGUCCCCUUCACGCCCUCCGAAGCGAUCGCAUGGGCGUGGCGAUAGGCGCGGGCGUGGUGCUGCAGUGCAACGUGAGAGCCAACCCGCCCGCGCACCACAUCACCUGGUAUCAUGAGGGCCUCCCGCUGACCCCCGGCUCGCGUCCUGGGGUCGUCGUUGGCAACAUGAGCGUGGUCGUCCCCAGGGUCUCGACGGAGGACGCGGGGGCCUACGCCUGCACGGCCCACAACACCGAGGGAACCGCCAGGAGCAAUGCCAUUCAGCUCUUCGUUAGACAUGGGCCGCAGUGCCGCCGGUCCACCGCGCAGGUGGUGGGCGUCCCCCGCCACCACGCCGUCAACAUCACGUGCGAGGUGACUGCUUACCCUCCGCCCACCGCCUUCACGUGGGCGCUGCGUUCCUCCCGGGGCGUGCUGCCUGUGCCGGCGUCCAUGGUGCGCUCGGAGGGCACCGCGUCCUGGAUGAGCUACACGCCCCGAGCCACGGUCGACUUCGGGGAGCUCCUGUGCUGGGCGAGC
Messenger RNA from Penaeus monodon (black tiger shrimp), 2404 nucleotides. RefSeq names its product nephrin-like. The record is from RefSeq and is a predicted model, not a curated record. Gene Ontology annotation, molecular function: protein binding. NCBI's taxonomy places the organism in Eukaryota, Metazoa, Arthropoda, Malacostraca, Decapoda, Penaeidae.